AGGCGGAGGACACAGCGGUGUCUGUCCUUACAGUGCACUGAAAAGAAGAAAAUAAUGCUCCACAAUUUGUCAGGGUUAUUAAAGGUUUAAAUGGCUAUUUCUGAAUGGCAUAGAAUAGCUGCUGCUGACAUAAGGAAUAUCAGAGGUAAACUUUUCAAACUGAGGAGUGGGCUCACUAUGGGACGCCUGAGCACCACCAAUGCUAAGUGAUUUCCGUGACUAGUUGGAUGUUUCUGACUGUCAAAAGUAAACCUCCGUCUUCACUGCAGAAAAACGAUCUCCAUUUCUGAGUGGGGAAGAAAGGAAAAGGAGUUUGUUAUUGGGCUGUGCUGUCUGCCUUCGAGAAUGAGGAAAUAUAAGGACUCAGUCGACAAAGACGACAAAAAAUCUGCUUCCUAUUCUUUUCCUGAUGCACUGGAUGUCAUUGGACAUGUUGAAGGUCUUCCCUUUGAAGCUUCCUUCCACUCUGGUGUGUACUUCCUUGAAGAGGAGGAACAGACAAGUCAGAAAGAACAGAAGUACCACGCUAGCUUGCAUCUUUUUAAACCCUUCAGAUUAACUCACAAACAUCAGCACCCAGUAGACAAUGCAGGACUCUUCUCCUUCAUGACUUUCAACUGGAUGUCUUCCAUGGCCUGGAAAGCCUAUAGGAAAGGCUCAUUAGAGAUGUGUGAUAUCUGGGGUCUAUCCUGCCACGAUGCCACAAAGAUUAACUGUCAGAGGUUUGAGCUUCUGUGGAAUAAAGAGGUGAACAAGAAAGGAAAAGAAGGAGCCUCGCUGACUCGUGUGAUAUGGCGUUUCUGUAGAACUCGGUUUCUGAUUGCCAUAUUUUCCUUGAUGUUGUGUACAGUUGCUGGCUUUAUCAAUUCGGCUGUUGUGAUCCGUAGUUUGCUGGAAUAUUCUCAAAGGUCUGAAUCGCAUCUCCUAUAUGGCCUCUUUCUGGCUGCUUCAGUAUGUCUAGUGGAGCUAACACGUUCUUUGUCUUUCACUCUCAUGUGGGCUCUCAAUUAUCGUACUGGGACACGAUUAAAAGGAGCUUUACUAAUGUCUGCCUAUAAGAAAAUCAUGAAAAUGCGUAACACCAGAGACAUCAGUGUUGGAGAGCUUGUGAAUAUGUGUGUGAAUGACGGCCAACGCCUCUAUGACUUUGCCACGAUGGGAAUCCAACUUGCUGGUGGGCCUCUUGUUGUCAUCAUAGGUCUCAUCUACACUUCAUUAUUCCUGGGGCCAUCUGCCCUGCUGGGUACAGCCAUCUUUAUCUUCGUCUAUCCACUUUUGAUGGCUGUGACCAAGGUGACAGCCCAUUAUCGCAAGAAGUGUGUGACUGUCACAGAUAGUCGAGUUCGGCUAAUGAAUGAAAUCCUCAGCUGUAUCAAGUUCCUUAAGAUGUACUCCUGGGAAAUUCCAUUUGCUCACAACUUGCAAAAAAUUCGUGUUAAAGAACGAGGCAUCCUGGAAAAUGCAGGCUUCAUUCAUAGCAUCACAGUAGGUGUGGCCCCUAUCAUUGUUGUGAUGGCAAGUGUUAGCACCUUCAUUCUCCAUAUGUGCUUGGACUUCGAUCUGAAUGCCUCGCAGGCAUUCACAGUUUUCACUGUUUUCAACUCCAUGUCCUUUGCACUCCGAAUUGCCCCCUCAGCAGCAAGGGCUGUCUCUGAAGGUUCUGUGGCUAUUAGCAGGUUUCAGAAGUUAUUGCUGAUGCCAGAACAGCAGGCUAUCGCAGGCAAAACGAAAGAUGAUGAAAAUGUUGUUGAAUUCCACAAAGUAACACUGAUUUGGGGUUUGCUACCAGAAAGACAAUCGCACCAGGGAUUUGUAAACGAAAAAUGGAAGCAUGAAAACAUCAAUGACAUUGAGAUGUCACAGAAGAAACAGAGGCUUGCAUUGUGUAUACAAGCAACUCACGAAAAUGAAGCAAUGAAGGAGGAAAGUAAACCAAACACAGCAGCCAGCACUGAAAUGGACAACACCCUGAUUACAACAGCCUUCGACAUGCAGCAUUAUUUUCUGCUGAACACAACACUGAAUAAUGUUAGCUUUUGCCUAAAAAAGGGUAAAUUAGUUGGAGUCUGUGGAGCAGUUGGAAGUGGGAAGAGCUCGUUACUUUCUGCAAUCCUGGGGCAGAUGACCCUAAUUGAAGGAACACUUGCAGUAAAUGAAAGGGUAUCUUAUGUAGCCCAGCAGCCAUGGAUUCUAAAUGAAACUCUCAAAGACAAUAUCCUGUUUGGAGAAGAUUUUAAUGAAGAGAGGUAUAAUGCUGUUUUAGCGAGCUGCUGUUUGAUUCCUGACAUUGAUAACUUACCCCAUGGGGACAUGACAGAGGUUGGAGAACGUGGAGCAAACCUCAGUGGUGGCCAGCGCCAGCGGGUCAGCCUGGCUAGAGCAGUGUACAGCAGCCAAAGUCUGUUGCUUCUUGAUGAUCCCCUCAGUGCUGUAGACAUUCAUGUUGGGGCACAACUGUUUUACAAUGUUAUCCGUGCUGCUACCAAGGAAAAGACAGUACUGUUUGUAACCCAUCAGAUUGAGUAUCUAGUGGAUUGUGAUGAAGUCAUAUUCAUGAAAGAAGGCCGCAUUGCAGAGCAAGGAAAUCACAUGGACCUGAUGAGCCAUCAAAGGGAAUAUGCUGCACUUUUUCAUAAUAUGCAACAAAAGGACUUGAUCCAGAAAGCCAAGCAAAACAUGAAGCAGAAAACAAAGAAGGUGGAUGACCAUGUGUUAAGUAGUAUGACGUCAACCAAAAUCUUGCUAAAGCAUAAUCAAGCAGAUCAUCUAAUGAAAGAUGAAGACAAAGGGAAAGGAGCAGUGCCAUUUUCUGUGUACAAAGCAUACAUUCAGGCAGCAGGGGGUUACUUGGUUUUCAUCUUGAAUGUCAUUGUGUUCCUGAUGACUACGGGAAGCAUUGUUUUUAGUACCUGGUGGCUGAGCUACUGGAUCAAGCAGGGUGGUGGAAAUGCAUCUAUCAGUAUGGAAAAUGGAACUUUGAAGAACAACAACAUGAGAGAAAAUCCAGAGAAGAAUUUUUAUAUCAUUGUCUAUGCCCUAUCUUUGGGUGCCAUCAUCCUGCUUAAAACACUUCGAGGCUUUGUUUUCAUAAAGAGUACCCUGAAGGCCACCUCCAGACUACACGAUUUACUCUUUGAAAAGAUACUCCACAGUCCAAUGAGUUUUUUUGAAACAACUCCACUUGGGCGCAUUCUCAACAGGUUCUCUAAGGACAUGGAUGAAGUGGAUGUGAAGCUGGCUAUGCAGGCCGAGUUACUUCUUCAGAAUAUCAGUCUUCUUGUGUUUUUCCUUGGAACAAUCAGUGCUGUCUUUCCAUGGUUCCUUGUGUCCUUGGUACCAGUUGGCAUUUUCCUUUACCCUAUUAAUAAAAUAUUCAGAGUGAUGAUCCGAGAAGUUAAACGACUGGAUAACAUCAGCUUGUCUCCUUUAGUCUCUCUUGUAACUUGUAGUCUACAAGGACUCGACACUAUUAAAGCUUAUGGAAAAGAGAAGGAAUUCCAGGACAGGUACCAGGACCUACUGGACUCUAAUAUGGCAGCUCACUACCUGUUCUCCUGUGGAAUGCGCUGGCUUGCUUUACGCAUGGACCUCAUUAGCAUAUUCAUCAUUACCCUGGUUUCCAUAUUCAUCAUUGUCAUGCAUGGACAGAUACCACCCUCUUAUGCAGGGCUGGCCAUUUCAUAUGCUGUACAGUUGACAGGACUGUUUCAGUUCACUGUGCGUCUGCUUGCUGAGACAGAAGCAAGAUUUACAUCAGUAGAGAGGAUCAACCAUUACAUAAAGAACCUCAAUUCAGAAGCCCAAGGACAAAUCCCAGACUCUGUUCCUGCCAGUAACUGGCCCAAUGAAGGAGCAAUUCAGUUUCAGGAUGUAGGAGUGCAAUACCGUCAAAAUUUACCACUUGUCCUCAACAAAGUGACAUUAAAUAUUUUACCAGAGGAAAAAAUUGGGAUCGUAGGGCGGACUGGCUCAGGUAAAUCUUCUCUUGGCACGGCCCUUUUUCGGUUAGUUGAGCUUUCUAAUGGCUCCAUCACUAUAGAUGGAAUCAAUAUUGCACAGGUUAGUCUUGAAGAACUCAGAAGGAAAUUGUCAGUAAUUCCUCAGGAGCCAGUGAUGUUCAUUGGGACCAUUAGAUCAAAUUUAGACCCUUGGAGUCAAUGCACAGAUGCACAGAUCUGGGAUGCACUUGAGAAGGCGCACAUGAAGGAGAAUGUUGCAAACCUACCUCAGAUGCUGGAGUCAAAAGUAUUAGAGAAUGGGGAGAACUUCUCAGUGGGGGAGCGUCAGCUGUUGUGCCUUUCAAGAGCACUGCUCCGGCAAAGCAAGAUUGUACUGUUGGAUGAAGCUACAGCUGCAGUGGACCUGGAGACAGACAAGCUCAUUCAAGAAACAAUCCAUAAUUCUUUUAGUAAAUGCACAACUCUGAUCAUCACACACAGACUGAACACAGUUAUGAACUGCGAUCGCAUUUUGGUGUUACAUCAAGGGGAGGUUCUUGAAUUCGAUACCCCCUCUGCUCUCCUAUCUAAUGAAAACUCACAUUUCCGAGCCAUAUUAGUUGCUGCCGAAGGACAGGAUUGACCAAGAUGGAUUGCACAGCCUCAUUCCUGAAACUUUAGAUUUAGUAGCUACAUCUGUUUAAAAGAUGAACUAUAAGCUCUCUAAACAUGGUCUGCACUACAAGGAAUUGAUAAAUUCCGCUAAUUAAGGGUUUGUCUCAACAUAAACAGAAUGCAGAAUAAAAAUUCAGGUAGAUCAUCUCAGGUAAUUGUGGAAAGGGGCCUAAAAUGUAACUGGAAAGUCAUUAAAAGUGGACUUUUAGGUAUUUAAGUUUCUGUAACAAGCGCAAAAGUAAGAUGGGGUGCUAAAUCAAAAUGGGGGGGGAGAAACAUUCUACAUAAAUGAGCCAAAUAAAGCACCUGUGGUUGACAAUGUGCCCAUGCUGGCUGCCUCAUAGUCACCAACUGCUCUCCUGCAUGUCCUUUAGGGACUAGAGAGCUUAACAAAAUGGAGAAAUUCUAUUACUAAUCCAGUUGCACUGAAGCAAGUCACUCAUUUAGUAGGAUAACAUCAUGUUUCUAAAUACAAGGGCAGGCAAUGCAGAAUAAAACACAAAAUUUGCACACAAAACACAAAAUAGGAUGAGUUUUCCAGAAAGUUUGACAGUGGGGGAGAGAAGAGCAGGAUGACAAUUGUCUCAUUUAUUUAUUUUUUUACUGUGGAAAAGAAACGUGGAUCUAAACGUGACAACUGCAAUCACUAAAGGAAGAGCCACAGAGAAAGGGGUCUUUUGUUCAUCUUUUUAUUUGAAGAUUUUGGACAUGAACCUUCUGUCUGGGCUGAUAUUAAUGGAAAUCUCAUGAUUACACAGUAAUCUGAAUAGUUUUUUCAUAGGAGCACUUUUGACAUUUGCACUAAAUUCUGCUCUGUAUGUCAUGAAUUGAAACUCAUAGAUCACAUUGAAUGUGUUCCUUAGCCAUUACGGGUAAAACAGUGGUCAGUAAGAAUAAAGAAAAUAUGAACUGGAUAGUUUGGUUACCUGAGGCAAGUGGAUUAUGAUUUUAAAAAGAUUCACUUAAAAUUGCACUAUGCUUUGAGUUGUUUUUGACUAACAAGCGUUUUUGGGCAAGGGUCGCAUUACUGUCUACGCUAGAAGGUGGGCUUUGCCAGUGCACUGCAUGCCCCUACAGGUCCCCAUUUCCAUUGUAAAGUCCAUGUGUGUUUGUGUGUAUAAAUGGGUCCUUCGAUGGGGUGCCAUCCUGCCUGUUCUGUUUUGAUGCCAGGAAAAAGCCAAGCUGCCCAUCAUUCUGCAGUGAAGAGAAAGGGUUUAGAGAACGGAUUCAUAACAGCUUUACAGGUAACAUCUAAGUGGAAUCACAUAGCUUUCUGUGUCUAACAGGUCACUUGAACCAAAGACUACCGAGAGCAUCACAGUGUCUUCCAUCUAGCCUGCUUGGUCUGCUUAUUCUCGGUGAUCGAAGCAUUUUGCACAAACCUUCCCUUAUUUUGUGGACUCGGGUGUUUCAAUGUAUGCUGCUAUAGACAAUGUGUCAAGGAAUAAAAAAGUUAAAACAAAUUGACAUUAAAGGUGCUGAUUUUUGAAUCACAUCUGCUGACUAUAAAUGCUGUACAUUUUUCUUAAAAAAAAUGAUUUUUCAGCUGUUCACUUUAAAGUUGUAUACUGAACAGAGUUUGAGGAUGCCAUUCCUUCUAUUGCACUGAUAAAAGGACUUUACGUUUCUUAAUUUUUUUUUUGGACUAUUUUGUUGUUUUAGCAUUUUACUUUAAAAACGUGCUACCUGGUUCAGGGAUUUUUACUAUUGUUAUUUUGUUACGAAUAUUUAUUCAUUAGCAUGCACCUCUGAACCACUAUGGGGAUUUCUAUAUACAGUUACAUUUAGCAUAUUUAUUUUCUAGUUUACCCACUCAUUAAAAUAAUCACAAUUAUUGUUGUAGGACAUUUUUCAAGCAAAUGCUCCACAUGAGUGUGUGCCAGUUCUUCACGAUUUAAUACAAUUAAAAUGGCGGAAUCCUACAGUUCUGUAGAGAACAUUAUUAUUAGUGCCAAUAUCUCAUUGAGAUGAGAUGAGAUUGAGGGUCUUAAAAGGAAAUUUGAAAAGAAAAAUUGUUCCACGUGAAUAUUGUUUGAAAAAAAUAUUUAAACAAAGAACUGGGCUGACGUGGGAGUUUUGCAAAUGAUGCACUGUGAAUGCUUUUUCUUCUUCUUCUUCUUACGGCUGCUUAAUUUUCUAAAAGUAAACUACAGAAUAUACAGCUCCCUCCAUAAUAUUUAGGACAAAGGCACAUUUCUUCUUGAUUUACCCCUCUGCUUUACAGUUUAAAAUUACAAAUCAAAAACUUCAGACAUCAUAAUUAGAGUGCACAUUGCAGACUUUGUCCCAGACAUUAUGGAGGGCACUGCAUGUAUAUUGCAGCAGGUUAUUUAAUGAUAAGUAACAACUUCAGUUUUAAACGUCAGAGGUGCACAAACUUCAGACGCUCAGCACAAUUCCAGAAUUAUACAAAGACCAGUACACAACUCCAGAAAGUCAUUUUGACCCAAAAAUCGGAGCCCACUUUGUAAUUUAGAAAACACGCCAUGGAAUGGAUGUAAUGAUUGGACUUUCCAGAGUGUUUCACUGGGUUUCAUUUCUGAAUGAGGGCAGAGGAUAACUGAACAGGCUUAAAAAUCUGUUACAUAUAUAUGUAUUAUAAAUUAAGAAGUGCCAAACAGGCCAUGUAUCUAACUAAAUAUAUCUAUGCGGUAUGACAUUAGCAUUUUACAUUCAUGUGCUUACUAAUACAACAGCACAGAAUGCAGCGGCCGACUGACUAUUUACACCAUGUAUGCUGUCCAAGAGGCCACAAAUCAAAUGAACGAGUAACACAAGCACUGCUAUUAAACUGAAUACGAUUGUUGAUUUUGCACAAUUAUUUUCUUUAAAGCAGUAUUUUAAGAAACUGUCCUUUGAGAUUAGAGAUAUUCUCUAUGAACCAAAAUAUAAAAAUUAUGCAAAAUGAUACUAUUUUGUGUAAGUAUGUGUGAUGGGGGAUUAAAAAUAUGUAACAUGGCUUACUUCAAUAAAAUAUAAUUUGCGUAAUAAA
Polypterus senegalus (gray bichir) is the source of this 7605-nucleotide messenger RNA. Its product is annotated as multidrug resistance-associated protein 5-like. Gene Ontology annotation, biological process: transmembrane transport. Gene Ontology annotation, molecular function: ABC-type transporter activity; ATP hydrolysis activity; ATP binding. The record is from RefSeq and is a predicted model, not a curated record. Bases 346 to 4581 code for a protein of 1411 amino acids. Gene Ontology annotation, cellular component: membrane. NCBI's taxonomy places the organism in Eukaryota, Metazoa, Chordata, Cladistia, Polypteriformes, Polypteridae. The transcript is spliced from 29 exons.